UCUCUUUUGUUUUCUGCAUGGUUUUGAUGUAUGCUUAAGAUAAGGAAAGUUAAAAAAAAAAUCUUCGGACUUAAUUCCAAGACAUUGAUAUCAGAUAGAAACAAAUUAAAUGGCAACAGGAAACUGGGACUUGGCUUUACAGAAGGUAAGCUUACCCCCUGCUCCAUUUUUUCACCCCCCCCUCGAACUUUCUCUCCUUCCCCUUCCUCCCUUGUGCAUAUGAUACGCUCAAAUAGUACUAUGAACUUAGCUCUUUGAUAGCUCAUACGAAGGCUUUUGACUAGACAAACUUCCAUUAAAUCUAACUGAUUAAAAACUGUUUUCACACCAAAAUAUUCACGAUAGCGGAAUUUUCCUCACUUCAAAUGGCAGGAAGAGUUUUCAGGAAGAAUUAAAGCAGGUCACUUCAGUGUUUGAUUCAAUCUGUUAGUAAAGUAUAGAGUAUUUAUAACAUAUAUUAAGGAGCUUAUGAAUUGAUGGGCAGACAGUUUAGCCUCCAGCAUCCCUUAGAAUGCUGUACAUCUAAACCACAAUCUGCAAGGAUUGUACUUUAACCAGGGCUGGGCUAGCCCAAGUUUCCUCUGCUUUCAUUGUGCUUCUUUCUGCAUUAAACCUAAGGGAAGCAGGCAGUGACAAAGUGCUGAAAAAUGAUUUUAUUAAAGGGUGUAAUUUGUGUUUAAAUAGUUAGUUGACUUGUAUCUACUUUUGUUUCCCAGGUAAAAGGGCAUCACCAAUAAUCUCAAAAAUGCAUGAGACACACACCUUGGCCUGGAUCCUUGGAACUGUGUGACCAUUUUCAUUUUGGUCAUCCAUCUGCUUAUUUUAUUGGAAGGUAUUUAUCAAUAAAUUAUUAGUGCCUAUAAACUAGAUAUAGUAACUUAAACUAUCAGCCCAAAUCCAAGGAAGCAAAAUCUUACCAGAUGAUUUUGGUAGCCUAAUCAUGGCUUCCACAUUCAAAAAUAGAAAUUGGUAAAAGGUCAAAUGAAUGUUUUCUUGAUCCUGCAGGGACAUCCCACUCCCUUAUUUCAGAUUUACAUACUGAGAUCUGAGGAGUUUUUUUUCCCCCCUUCAGGGAUUUCAGCAACAGGAGGCCAGGGAUGUUACUUCUAACCCUAAAAGUUCUCAAAUCAGCAAUUCGAAGAAUUAGAAAAAUGUCUGCGUUAUCUUUGGAAUUUGUAAAUCCAUUUUGAGGCAACCUAAUUUCCUUUAAGAAGCAUUUUUUUGAGUACUUUUAAAAGGUGCAAAACUAAAUGCACUUCUUUGCUAGAAUCUUUUCUGAUGUUGCUUCUCUCAAGUAAUCGUGUGAUAGUUAAAACUGUCUAUUUUUCAAGGAUGUUUUCAAAUAAUUCAUUUUCCAGUGAAUCAUUUCACUUCUCAAACUGAUCUAAGUUUUUUUUAUUCCUUCAGAGUAUUUUGUUUACUUCCAUUUUUUUUUUUUUGCUUCACUUUCAUUUUAGGAACCUGGGAGUAUUUUAGAUUCGUAAAGUCUUAUCCCAGAGAAUACCAAUAGGUUGAACAACUACCUCCUCUAUGCUCACUUUAUACUAAUGCACCAGGACUAAGGCUUUGCCAUUAUCAGAGGCAGUGAAGAGAAUGAGAGUAUUAGACUACGACAAUUUGUACUGGCUUCAAACCCUCAUCUAUAUAUUUUUAAGAGCAUGCAUAAAGAGGCAAGCUUAACUUUCACACUGGAAAACUGAGAGGAACCCCCUUUCCCAGUUCCAGUGAAUCCCGCCUCCACUGCUCCAAGCAGCUGUCUGAGGAAUGAAUCCUCUUUUCCUUAGAAUGUGGAGAGCUUUGCUGGGGCGGCAGCUGCAAGGCAAGGAAUCCUCCCAGUCGCUGUCCCUCCCCUCCGAGCCGUGGCAGCUGCCAGGGCAUCCCAAUGGAAAUCUUUCCCAGUCACCGCCAGCGCCGCGGGCGGGCAGCAGCUGAGCUCAGUCAGGGGUGGAGACUGCUCCUUGGAGGCUCCAGCGCCGCCACCUCAACGACUCCUAAGUCCCUCAGGUGUCCUUCUCCAAGUCCACCUAGAGGACACCUUGACAACGUGGGGCGGGUUCCCUCCGCGUCCAGAGACCUGCGGUAGCGUAACAACACCCGCCUCGCGCUCCCCGAAGCAGAGCCAGGGUGAGAGCGAGGGAAAAGCGCGCCGUUCGCUGCACUACCUGAGCAGCGCGCUCCCGAGGCGCGCUCCCGGCCGCGUGGCCCCUCCGGGGAGCGCGCGCUCGGCUCCCCUACUCAACUCCCGGUUCCCGGGCCCGCCCGCACUCCGCCUGGGCGCCUGCCCGCCCGCCCCACCGCCACCCCCCGUGCUCGCGCACGCGCACGCCGCGCCCGGCGGCCCUCGGCGCUGUCAUGGCGGCGCGGAGCAGCUCCAGUAGGCAUAGGGGUAGUACCGCGCGCCGUGGCCCGGCCAUCUGUGGCAGUAGCAUCCUCGGCCACCUCAGCAGCACGAGCCGCGGCGUCGCUAGUACCUGCAGUAGCUGCUUUUGCAAAGGCUGAGCGCAGGGGUGGGGCGGCCUAGGAAACCAUGGAGUUGUAGGCAGCCGCGGGCUCCCGGGGAGCGGACUAGGGAAACUUGAAGGCUGCGACCAGGUGCAUUGACCUUCCUCUCCCCCGCCCCCUCCUCGCAGUCGCGUCGGGCCUGCCUUCCCGCCCCAGCACACACCUCCCCUCCUCCUCAGCGGAGCUCAGGUGCCCGGGCGAGGUGCUCCACUCCUCCCCCUGGGCCGAGCGCUGAGGAGAAUCACCGCCCCCUUCCCCCGCCUUUUCCUGCCCUGGAUCUCCGCCGCCACCUCCGUCUCGCUGCGCCCCGGCGGGGGUGAGGACGAGGCCGGAGUCUCUGGGUGAGGAGGAACUUUGGUUUGGCGUUGUUGUCAGCCUCCGGGAGAGAGAUUGGACAAAUAUUCUCCAAGAGGAGGAGGGUGACGCCAAGGACUUUCCUGCUUUUGGGGUUCCUCCUCAAGUUGGAACAGAGACCCCGUUUGGUUUAGCGUUUGCGUGUGUCGUGCCUCCUCUCGGUGCCGCGACUGCUGGCCCAGGGUGACUCUGACUUGUCCUUUCUCGUGAACUAGUAAUGGCUAGUGAAGACAAUCGUGCCCCUUCCCGGCCACCAACAGGUGAUGACGGGGGAGGUGAAGGGAAAGAAGAAACCCCUACGGAAGGGGGUGCGCUGUCUCUGAAGCCUGGGCUCCCCAUCAGGGGCAUCAGAAUGAAAUUCGCCGUGCUCACCGGGUUGGUUGAAGUUGGAGAAGUGUCCAAUAGGGAUAUUGUAGAAACGGUCUUUAACCUGCUGGUAGGAGGACAGUUUGAUUUGGAGAUGAACUUCAUUAUCCAAGAAGCUGAGAGUAUCACAUGCAUGGUGGAGUUACUGGAGAAGUGUGACAUUACUUGCCAAGCGGAAGUCUGGAGCAUGUUUACAGCCAUUCUGAAGAAGAGCAUACGAAACCUUCAAGUCUGCACAGAAGUAGGCCUUGUGGAAAAAGUACUUGGGAAAAUCGAGAAAGUUGACAGCAUGAUUGCAGAUCUUCUUGUUGACAUGUUGGGAGUGCUGGCCAGCUAUAAUUUGACAGUUAGAGAACUCAAGCUUUUCUUCAGUAAACUUCAAGGAGACAAAGGACAAUGGCCUCCGCAUGCUGGGAAACUGCUGUCUGUGUUAAAGCACAUGCCUCAGAAGUACGCUCCUGAUGCCUUUUUCAACUUUCCAGGGAAGAGUGCUGCAGCUAUUGCAUUACCUCCUAUAGCCAGAUGGCCUUACCAGAAUGGUUUUACAUUUCACACCUGGCUUAGAAUGGAUCCUGUAAAUAAUAUUAAUGUUGACAAGGAUAAACCAUAUUUGUAUUGUUUCAGAACCAGCAAAGGUCUUGGCUAUUCUGCUCAUUUUGUUGGAGGCUGUUUGAUUAUAACCUCGAUAAAGUCAAAAGGAAAAGGCUUUCAACAUUGUGUGAAAUUUGAUUUCAAGCCACAAAAGUGGUACAUGGUAACUAUUGUACACAUUUACAAUCGGUGGAAGAACAGUGAGCUCCGAUGUUACGUGAAUGGCGAACUUGCGUCCUACGGAGAGAUAACAUGGUUUGUUAACACCAGUGAUACCUUUGACAAAUGCUUCCUGGGCUCGUCAGAGACAGCAGAUGCGAAUCGGGUGUUCUGUGGUCAGAUGACUGCAGUUUACCUUUUCAGUGAUGCUCUGAAUGCAGCUCAGAUUUUUGCCAUCUAUCAGUUGGGCCUGGGGUACAAGGGCACAUUUAAAUUUAAAGCGGAAAGUGAUCUGUUUCUUGCUGAGCACCAUAAACUGUUACUGUACGAUGGCAAGCUCUCCAGUGCCAUUGCCUUCACGUACAACGCACGAGCCACAGAUGCCCAGCUGUGCCUUGAGUCCUCUCCAAAGGACAAUCCCUCCAUCUUUGUUCACUCCCCACAUGCACUCAUGCUCCAGGAUGUAAAGGCAGUUUUAACACAUUCCAUCCAGAGUGCCAUGCAUUCAGUUGGAGGAGUACAAGUUUUGUUUCCGCUUUUUGCCCAGCUGGACUAUAGGCAGUAUUUAUCUGAUGAGGUUGAUUUGACUAUCUGUACAACCUUGCUGGCUUUUAUCAUGGAGUUGUUGAAGAACUCAGUGGCUAUGCAGGAGCAGAUGCUCGCUUGUAAGGGCUUUUUGGUGAUCGGCUAUAGCCUUGAAAAGUCUUCCAAAUCCCACGUCAGCAGAGCAGUACUUGAACUUUGCCUUGCAUUUUCAAAGUAUUUGAGCAAUCUGCAGAAUGGGAUGCCCCUCCUGAAACAACUGUGUGAUCACGUUCUUCUUAACCCUGCCGUGUGGAUCCACACUCCAGCCAAGGUUCAGUUGAUGCUUUAUACUUACCUGUCCACUGAAUUCAUCGGAACAGUCAACAUAUAUAAUACUGUUCGGAGAGUUGGAACAGUGCUGCUCAUCAUGCACACACUGAAGUACUACUACUGGGCAGUGAAUCCUCAGGACCGAAGUGGUAUCACCCCCAAAGGAUUAGAUGGACCAAGACCCAAUCAGAAAGAAAUACUUUCUCUGCGAGCAUUCUUACUGAUGUUCAUUAAGCAAUUAGUGAUGAAGGACUCUGGAGUAAAGGAAGACGAGCUCCAGGCCAUUCUUAAUUACCUGCUGACUAUGCAUGAGGACGACAAUCUAAUGGAUGUCUUACAAUUGCUUGUUGCAUUAAUGGCAGAGCAUCCUAACUCCAUGACUCCUGCCUUUGACCAAAGGAAUGGGUUGCGUGUCAUUUAUAAACUUCUGGCAUCGAAAAGUGAAGGGAUCCGAGUACAGGCACUCAAGGCACUGGGCUACUUUUUAAAACAUUUGGCCCCAAAGAGAAAAGCUGAAGUCAUGCUUGGGCAUGGAUUGUUCUCGCUGCUAGCUGAGAGACUCAUGCUUCAGACAAAUCUAAUCACAAUGACCAUGUAUAAUGUUCUGUUUGAGAUCCUCAUAGAGCAGAUCUGUACCCAGGUGAUCCACAAACAGCAUCCAGAUCCUGAUUCUACAGUAAAAAUACAGAACCCUCAGAUACUAAAAGUAAUUGCGACCCUACUUCGAAAUUCUCCCCAGUGCCCCGAGAGCAUGGAGGUUCGCCGAGCAUUUCUUUCUGACAUGAUUAAACUUUUUAAUAACAGUAGAGAAAACAGGAGGAGCUUGUUGCAGUGCUCUGUGUGGCAAGAAUGGAUGCUUUCUCUCUGCUAUUUUAAUCCUAAGAGUUCAGAUGAGCAAAAGAUAACAGAAAUGGUAUAUGCCAUAUUCAGGAUUCUGCUUUACCAUGCAGUCAAGUAUGAGUGGGGCGGCUGGCGAGUGUGGGUAGACACCUUAUCCAUCACACAUUCAAAGGUUACUUUUGAAAUACACAAAGAAAACCUUGCCAAUAUAUUUAGGGAAGAGCAGGGAAAAGGUGAUGAAGAAAUAGGGCCGUGUUCUGCAAGUCUGUCUCCAGAAGGCACUGGUGUUACCAGGGAUGUUGAUGUUUCAGAGGGGCCUCAACACUCAGAUCGGAAGGAGUCUCUCAUCUCUCCUCAUUUCACUACAAAUAGUGAUGAGAACUCAAGUAUUGGGAAGGCAAGUUCAAUAGAUUCUGCAUCCAACAUUGAACUGCAGACACCUGGUUAUGAAAAAAAAGUGGAGCAAGGAAAUCAAGAGUUACUGGAUCAAGCCGCUAUGGAGGAAGCAACUACCAAUGAGGCAAAGCAUGCAUGUGACUUAGAAGCAUCUUCGGAUGCAGUAGAACCAGUGACUCUUACCUCCACUUCUUCGGAACCAGGCAAAGAUACAGUGACCAUCAGUGGAGUGCGUGCUUCUGUAAGUUCCCCCUCAGAACAAGAUGCUGCGGAGAUGCCUGAAUUACUGGAAAACUCUGGAGUAGAGGAAGAAGACGGUGAUGAUGAUUAUGUGGAACUGAAGGUAGAAGGCAUAGAAGGCAGCCCUGCCGAGGAAGCUCGUCUGCCCGCAGAGCGCCAAGCUGAGGAAGCUCGUCUGCCCGCAGAGCACCAAGCUGAGGAAGCUUGUCAGCCCGCAGAGCGCCAAGGCGAGAGCGUGUCCGUAGCGGCCUCUGAAGGCAGAGAAGAGGUGGAAGUAUGUGGUAAUGGCUGUGAACUUCAAGAGGAAGCACCUAUUACUAAAAGUCAUAAUGAUCCUGAAACUGGAGAUUCUAAAGAGUCUGGGUUUCCAACUGUGGCCACAGCCGGGUCUUUAGCUACCUCAUCAGAAGUUCCUGUUCCCCAAACAACUCUACAGCCGGACAGUGAUGAGAUGCUGGGUGGAGGGGUGAAAACUGACAUUGCUGGAGAAACUGAGUCAGUCAGUGACUGUGCUGAUGAUGUCUCUGAGGCUCCUGCCACUUCUGAGCAAAAGAUUGCAAAGCUGGAUGUUUCUAGUGUUGCUUCAGAUACUGAGAGGUUUGAAUUGAAGGCCAGUACGAGCACAGAAGCACCACAGCCUCAACGACAUGGGCUUGAGAUAUCAAGGCAACAGGAGCAUCCAAGACAAGAAACAGCACCAGAUACAGGUGACCAGCAAAGGAGGGACUCCAGGCCGACCAUGUUUCGCAUCCCUGAGUUCAAGUGGUCUCAGAUGCAUCAGCGUCUGCUCACCGAUCUUUUAUUUUCCAUAGAAACAGAUAUACAGAUGUGGAGAAGCCAUUCAACAAAGACAGUUAUGGACUUCGUGAAUAGCAGUGACAAUGUCAUCUUUGUUCACAACACAAUUCAUCUCAUCUCUCAAGUGAUGGACAACAUGGUCAUGGCUUGUGGAGGAAUACUGCCACUGCUUUCAGCUGCGACCUCGGCCACGCACGAGCUGGAGAAUGUUGAGCCUGCCCAAGGCCUUUCAAUAGAAGCCUCCGUUACCUUUCUUCAGAGGCUCAUUAGCCUUGUGGAUGUGCUUAUAUUUGCAAGUUCUCUUGGUUUCACUGAAAUUGAAGCCGAAAAAAAUAUGUCAUCUGGAGGAAUUCUGCGACAGUGUCUCCGAUUGGUGUGUGCAGUGGCUGUAAGGAAUUGUUUAGAGUGUCAGCAGCAUUCACAGCUGAAGGCCAGAGGAGAGGCAGCCAAAAGCUUGAAAGCAGUACACAGCCUAGUCCCUGUGGGGCGGUCUGCAGCAAAGAGCCCAGUGGACAUUGUGACUGGCGGUAUAUCUCCAGUAAGAGAUCUUGACAGGCUCCUGCAGGACAUGGACAUUAACCGACUUCGAGCUGUUGUUUUCAGAGACAUCGAGGAUAGCAAGCAAGCACAAUUCUUAGCUUUGGCUGUUGUGUACUUUAUCUCUGUUCUGAUGGUCUCAAAGUAUAGAGACAUUUUGGAACCCCAAGAUGAAAGGCACAGUCAGUCUCUUAAGGAAGCUGGUAGUGAUAAUGGAACUGUAUCACUUCCUGAUGCAGAAAACACAACAGCAGAAUUUAGCUCUUUAACACUGUCAUCUGUGGAAGAAUCAUUGGAAGGCACCUCAUCUACUCGAAGGAGGGACUCUGGCCUCGGUGAGGAAACAGCUUCUGGCUUAGGAAGCAGUAUGUCUGUAGCUUCUCCAGCAGCACCUCUGGGUGUCAGCACGGGUCCAGAUGCCAUCAGCGAGGUGCUGUGCACUCUUUCUUUGGAAGUCAAUAAAUCUCAGGAAACAAAAAAUGAUGGAGGAAACGAGUUGGAUGGGAAGGUGACACCAUCAGUUCCAGUUUCAAAAAAUGUCAACGUGAAGGACAUUCUCCGGAGCUUGGUUAACAUGCCAGCAGAUGGAGUCACGGUGGAUCCAGCCCUUCUGCCCCCAGCCUGCCUCGGUGCCCUUGGAGAUCUGUCUGUUGACCCACCUGUGCAGUUCAGAUCUUUUGACAGAAGUGUCAUCAUUGCAACCAAAAAAUCAUCAGUCUUACCCUCCACCCUUACUGCGAGCGCACCGAGUAAUGCUGUCAGUGUGGUUUCUUCAGUAGAUUCCACCCAAGUGCCAGAUGCAGGAGGAGAGUCACCAGGAAGUAGAUCUCCUAAUGCAAAGUUGCCCUCAGUGCCAGCGGUUGGCUCCGUCCCACAAGACCCAGUCACACACAUGAGUAUCACAGAAAGACUGGAGCACGCCCUGGAGAAGGCAGCUCCUCUGCUCCGAGAGAUUUUCGUGGAUUUUGCACCUUUCCUUUCUCGGACACUGUUAGGUAGUCAUGGACAAGAACUGCUUAUCGAAGGAACAAGUCUGGUCUGCAUGAAGUCCAGCAGUUCAGUUGUGGAGCUGGUCAUGCUGCUGUGUUCCCAGGAGUGGCAGAAUUCUAUUCAGAAGAAUGCAGGCCUUGCGUUUAUUGAACUUGUCAAUGAAGGAAGGUUACUUAGCCAAACAAUGAAGGAUCAUUUAGUAAGAGUAGCAAAUGAGGCCGAAUUUAUCCUGAGCAGGCAGAGAGCAGAGGAUAUUCACAGACAUGCAGAAUUUGAGUCACUGUGUGCUCAGUACUCUGCAGACAAAAGAGAAGAGGAGAAGAUGUGUGAUCAUUUGAUAAGAGCAGCUAAAUACCGAGACCAUGUGACAGCAACUCAGUUAAUCCAAAAAGUCAUCAACCUUCUCAGGGACAAGCAUGGAGCCUGGGGGAGCUGUGCAGUGAGUCGUCCUCGUGAGUUCUGGCGCCUUGACUACUGGGAAGAUGACUUGAGGCGCCGGCGACGAUUUGUGCGUAACCCUCUAGGAUCGACACAUCCUGAAGCGACACUAAAAACAGCCGUGGAACAUGCUGCAGAUGAAGACAUCCUUGCUAAAGGAAAACAGUCCAUCAAGAGUCAGGCUUUAGGAAAUCAGAACUCUGAAAACGAGGCCCUCCUGGAAGGCGACGACGAUACUCUGUCAUCCGUGGAUGAGAAAGAUUUAGAGAAUCUUGCCGGUCCUGUUAGCCUAAGCACACCAGCUCAGCUGGUGGCCCCCUCUGUUGUUGUAAAAGGCACUCUCUCUGUCACCUCCUCUGAACUGUAUUUUGAGGUGGAUGAAGAGGAUCCCAACUUCAAGAAAAUUGACCCAAAGAUCUUGGCAUAUACAGAAGGUCUGCAUGGAAAAUGGCUGUUCACAGAGAUAAGAUCAAUCUUUUCUCGUCGUUAUCUUUUGCAAAAUACAGCCCUGGAGAUCUUUAUGGCGAACAGAGUUGCUGUGAUGUUCAACUUCCCAGACUCUGCUACAGUAAAGAAAGUGGUGAACUAUCUACCUCGGGUUGGUGUGGGAACCAGCUUUGGAUUACCUCAGACCAGGCGUAUUUCUUUAGCCACUCCACGUCAACUAUUUAAAGCUUCAAACAUGACUCAAAGGUGGCAGCACAGAGAGAUUUCAAACUUUGAGUACUUGAUGUUUCUCAACACAAUAGCAGGGCGGAGUUAUAAUGACCUAAAUCAGUAUCCUGUGUUUCCCUGGGUCAUCACUAAUUAUGAGUCAGAAGAAUUAGAUCUUACUUUACCAAGCAAUUUCAGAGAUUUGUCUAAGCCAAUAGGAGCUUUGAAUCCCAAAAGAGCAGCAUUCUUUGCAGAGCGAUUUGAGUCAUGGGAAGAUGAUCAAGUUCCAAAGUUCCACUAUGGUACUCAUUACUCGACUGCAAGUUUUGUUCUUGCGUGGCUUCUAAGAAUAGAACCCUUUACAACUUACUUUCUAAAUCUGCAAGGAGGGAAAUUUGAUCAUGCAGACAGGACAUUCUCAUCAGUUUCCAGAGCAUGGCGAAAUAGUCAGCGUGAUACAUCUGACAUUAAGGAAUUGAUUCCUGAAUUUUAUUAUCUCCCUGAGAUGUUUGUCAACUUCAAUAAUUAUAACCUUGGAGUGAUGGAUGAUGGGACAGUGGUGUCUGAUGUUGAACUUCCUCCUUGGGCCAAAACCUCGGAAGAAUUUGUUCGCAUAAACAGAUUGGCCCUGGAGAGUGAAUUUGUUUCCUGCCAGCUUCACCAAUGGAUUGAUCUUAUUUUUGGCUAUAAACAACAAGGACCAGAGGCAGUGCGAGCCCUCAACGUGUUCUAUUACCUAACCUAUGAAGGAGCUGUCAGCCUGAACUCAAUAACUGACCCCGUGCUGAGAGAGGCUGUUGAAGCUCAGAUCCGAAGUUUUGGACAGACGCCUUCACAACUGCUCAUAGAGCCCCACCCUCCCCGAGGUUCAGCCAUGCAAGCGUAUCUCCUCCUGCAGAGUCCAUUGAUGUUCACAGACCAGGCCCAGCAAGAUGUCAUCAUGGUCCUAAAGUUCCCUUCAAACUCCCCUGUCACUCACGUUGCGGCCAACACCCAGCCAGGCCUGGCAGUGCCUGCUGUCAUCACUGUCACUGCCAACAGGCUCUUUGCCGUGAACAAGUGGCAUAGCCUUCCUGCUCACCAAGGUGCUGUGCAAGACCAGCCAUACCAGCUGCCAGUGGAAAUCGAUCCUCUCAUAGCCUGCGGCACAGGGACACACAGGAGGCAGGUAACGGACCUCCUGGACCAGAGCAUUCAGGUGCAUUCCCAGUGCUUUGUCAUCACUUCCGACAACCGCCACAUUCUCGUCUGUGGCUUCUGGGAUAAGAGUUUCCGGGUCUACUCCACAGAUACAGGAAAAUUGAUCCAAGUGGUGUUUGGCCAUUGGGAUGUCGUCACUUGCCUAGCUCGCUCUGAGUCAUACAUAGGAGGAAAUUGCUACAUUCUCUCAGGGUCACGUGAUGCAACUCUUCUUCUGUGGUACUGGAAUGGAAAAAGCAGUGGGAUUGGAGAUAACCCCGGCAGUGAAACUACCACUCCUCGGGCCAUUCUCACAGGCCAUGACUAUGAGAUCACCUGUGCUGUUGUCUGUGCUGAGCUGGGCCUGGUGUUAAGUGGUUCCCAAGAAGGACCAUGUCUCAUACAUUCCAUGAAUGGAGACUUGUUAAGGACUUUGGAGGGUCCUGAAAAUUGCCUGAAACCAAAACUCAUUCAAGCAUCGAGAGAGGGUCACUGUGUCAUCUUUUAUGAAAAUGGCUGCUUCUGCACCUUCAGUGUGAAUGGGAAGCUGCAGGCCACCGUGGAGACUGAUGAUCAUAUAAGGGCCAUACAGCUGAGCCGAGAUGGGCAAUACCUGCUCACAGGAGGAGACAACGGAGUGGUGAUCGUGCGGCAGGUGUCUGACCUCAAGCAGCUCUUUGCCUACCCAGGCUGUGAUGCUGGAAUCCGGGCCAUGGCCCUUUCUUUUGACCAGAGGUGCAUCAUUUCUGGCAUGGCCUCAGGAAGCAUUGUGCUGUUUUACAACGACUUUAACCGCUGGCACCAUGAGUACCAAACCCGCUACUGAUGGUGACAAAUGCACGGUGGUCCCGGUUCGGGCUGGGCAAGGACAGACUUCAAACAUCAUUCUAUAGAAAUAGCUCUCACAUCUGAAUGUAACUUAAAUUUGCUUGAACAAGCAAAAUAUUUUUUAAAGUUAAUUGCUAUUUUUGUAGACUUUGCUUGACAUUUGGGGUGGGGAACAGCAAAGCAGAAAACUGGCUGCUGGUUUCUGUAGUUUAAAAAAAAUCUAUAUUUUUAGUCAUAAUGAAAAGUCUAUUUUCACCAAUUAUGGACACAGACAGUGGAACUAAUAAUACUCCCACUGAUUCUUGCUAUGUGUGAAAGACCAUUUCCCACUUAUCUGUAAUCUUGAGAAAUAUGAUUUUAGCAAUAGGGAAAUGGGUUCAAAUACUGGGACAGGGGAAUUUAUUCUGUACUGGGUCCUGUAUUUUUCUAGACAAUUGUUCUUCAGUGCUGACAUUUCUAGGGUUUUAAUAGUAAUGUUUAAAUUAUGACAUGUAAUUUAAAGCAUCUCAGUGAAUUAUUUCUAAAUUAUUCUUCAAGCAUGUGUUAGACCUAGAAAAUUAUGGUUUGGGGAGGCUACUUUAUUCUUGCGUGUGUUACAGAACAAAGAUCUAAGUUACAGCAUUCAUCAGUACUCUCUUUCCCUGCUCUGUCGUCCUCGAGGCACAGGGUGAAAUGACAGAAACGCUCUGGGCUCACAGUCUCUGUAAGUACCGAAGCCUGCCCAAGCUCACCAGAGGCAGAGCCGGUGGGGCUGCUCCCUACGACCCCCCCAACCCCACACCCACAGCCCUGGCUCAAGACCAGAGGCAAACAAACAGGUACCAUGUAAGCAGCACCCACCUUCCCCCUAUUUGUUAUGAGACUAUCUCUACCUUGUUUUUGAUUAGUAAUUUGUACCAAGAAACAAUGUUAUUUUGGUGUCAUAUAACUCUACUUUUUCUAGUAGAUUGCUGUAUGGAAUUCUGUGAAAAUAUUUGAGCAAAGGUCUGUAUUACAUAAAUAAAUUCUUUGUAUGUUGUGAACUUGA
Rattus norvegicus (Norway rat) is the source of this 12754-nucleotide messenger RNA. It is a transcript of the gene Lrba, whose product is annotated as LPS responsive beige-like anchor protein. Gene Ontology annotation, cellular component: endoplasmic reticulum membrane; plasma membrane; lysosomal membrane. NCBI's taxonomy places the organism in Eukaryota, Metazoa, Chordata, Mammalia, Rodentia, Muridae. The record is from RefSeq and is a predicted model, not a curated record.